AUGGAGAUCCUCUCCAACCGUCUACAAACAUUCGCUCCCUCAGGUACCGGCAAGAAGAAAAAAACCGGAUGGCCCCACUCCCUCCCCACCACCAAAUCCAUGGCUUCUGCUGGAUUCUUCUUCCACCCAACAUCAGCAGGUUCAGAUGAAGUUCAAUGUUUCCUUUGUGCAAAACCUCUGGAUGGGUGGGAUCCCACCGACGAUCCCCUCUUCGAACACCUCUCCCACUCCCGCAAAUGCGGUUGGGCACUCAACCGCAUCAUCCGCUCCCUCAUUGAAACCUCCCGAACCCACGAAUGUCUUGACCCCCAAUCGCUCGAAAUGCUCAAAGCCCGAAAAGAAACAUUCGGAAAAUGGUGGCCACAUGAGGAGAAAAGAGCCUGGGUUGGGACUAGUGGAAGGAUGGCUGAGGCGGGGUUUUAUUUUACACCAACCGGGGAGAGUGAGGAUAUGGUUACUUGUGCGUAUUGUGGGUUGGGUUUGGAUGGGUGGGAGAGAGCUGAUGACCCAGUGGCUGAACACCAACGCCGAACACCCUCAUGCCCAUUCUUCAUAGGCUUCAACCCGACUCCAUCACGCGAAGGCUCACUUGAACCUACUAAAAACAAACGACGCGCAUCCUCUGUAGCGGCAGCAUCGACACGCGAUGAUUCCGAUAAUGAAUCCGUGAUGAGCAUACAAUCCACUGCAUCAACACGCGGCAGCAAAAAGAAGAAGCCAGCGAAAGAAAAGAAGAGCAAGACAAAGGACAAGGUGCCCGAGCUCGAAGGCACUGUUUUUCUCGAGGAUGACGUCUCCUCCAUCGCAUCGACCACUCUCAAGACCGCGCGUCGGACCAGCUCACGGCCAAGUACCACAGCCGGAAAAAAGAGGGCGAGUGUAGCUGCGGACGACUUUGAUCUUUACGAGGAAGCGAAAGUGGAGGAGCCACCACGGAAACGACGUGCAAGUUCGAGAGCAGGUUCGAUCGGGCCGGAAGCGGUUAAGGGUCGGAGGCAGAGUACGGGAGGGAAAGCUGCCGUAGGAAGUGAGGAACCUGUGAGGAGUGAGAGAAUUGUGGAGGAGACGGAGGACGAGGAGAUGGAGCCGGAGCCGGUGAAGAGAAGACAGUCGAGUAGGGGCGUGAAAAUCGCGCAGGGGGUUAGCAGUGAAGAGGUGGAGGUUGUGAGUGAGCCGGUUAUCGAGGAGGAGGCCGAGCCCGAGCCCGAGAACGAACCGGAACAAAAACCAGAACCAGAGCCGGUGGUGAUGAACUCAGUUCCCGCGCCAGCACCGAAGAGGAGGACGACGAGGAGCCGUGACAGUAUUCUCUACGCUGGAGAGUCGGAGGGAGAACCCGUUCCUGCUCCACUUCAGGCGCCGAAAGAGAAGGAGACGAAGGCGAAGACAGCAAAGAAGGGAGGGAGUGGGAGGGCCGGGAGUAUGAUGAGUGUUGAUGAAGAGAGUGUGGCGGUGGAAAAGGAACUUAAGAAGAAAGGUCGGGGGAAGAAGAAGAAGGAGGAAGCAUCAGUGCCAGUUGUGACUCAGGGAUUUGAACUUAUGGUGGAAGUAGAUGAGAUGGAGAGGGAUGAACCCGCUGCAGAACCAGAACUGGUCGUGGUGAAGGGCGAACGCGAGAGUAUCUACGGACUGCAGCCAAGCAUGGGCCUUGCGAGCGUCGUGGAGGAAGAGGAACCAGAAGAGGAGCCUUGGGGUGGGAUCAAGAUUGAGAGGGUUAGUUUGGAUUUGGUGGGGAUGGUGCCUGUCAGUCAGAUUCCGCCGCAUACCGAGGAGGCACGUGAAGAGGAGAUGCAUGAGGUGAAAGAGGAUGAGGGACCGAAUUGGGAAGUUGAUGAGGCUAGUCCUGAGCAGGAGGCCGAGCUGGAGAUGGAGGUGGAGGUGGGGGAAGUAAUACAGGAUGAGGUGGAAGUGGGGGAACAGAGUGAGAUCAUCAUGUCACCUGCGAAGAAGAAGCGUGGAGGGAGGAUUUUGGAGAGUUCGGACGCGGAAGGGACUCCGGUUAAGCACCAACAACCUCUGGGGAAGGCACCAGUUCUUGCACCGUCGACUGAGCCGGUUUCUUCGCCUACGUCGGGCGCAGAACCAAAACCAGAACCAGUGCCGCUCGUAUCGCCCGUUGCUGCCCUCACCUUAACCCACAUCUCACAAGAUCUCAUCCCCUUCCCCAAAGACGCUUCCUCAGCGCUCACACCCGCUGAACUAGAUCUCACUGUCGAGGAGUGGAAUCGGCGGCUUACAGAGGGUGGGGUAGAGGCGCUGGAGAGGGAGUGUGAGGAGAUGGUACAGGGUCUUGAGCAGGAGGGGAAGAAGGCUGUUGAGAGGGUUAGGGAGUGGCCGUCGGUGGUUGAGGAGUAG
This is a messenger RNA of Saitoella complicata NRRL Y-17804, 2355 nucleotides long. RefSeq lists its product as uncharacterized. The transcript has 2 exons. The record is from RefSeq and is a predicted model, not a curated record. NCBI's taxonomy places the organism in Eukaryota, Fungi, Ascomycota, Saitoellomycetes, Saitoellales, Saitoellaceae. The coding region runs from base 1 to 2355 and encodes 784 amino acids.